AUGGUCGAACUCAACGGAAACUCCGUCCCAGCCUCUGAUUCCCAUGCAGGGAAGCAGGUCGAUGAGAUCGCCGUCUCCCCUACAGCCCCUGACCAGGUGGCCAAUCUCGCAAAGUCCAUUGGCUCCUUGAGCAAGGCCUUUACGGCGGGAGAAGCUGGAGCUCGCCUUCAGCUCCUGGAAGCUGCUGAUUCCCUCCUUUCUGCCUUGGAGACCCCUCGUGAAACCAUUCUCCGCUACUGCUGGCGCAACCCUACUGCGUUCGCAGCCAUCGAGACGGGCAUCAACCUCGGCAUCUUCCGCCAUCUCUCCAGCCAUGACCGUCCAGUCCCCAUUACAGAGCUGGCCACGGCCACCGGGGCAGACAUCCUCACCCUAACCACCACAGAACGCAUCAUGAAACACCUCAACGCCGUCCAUGCCGUGACCGAAACCGGCCGAGACGAAUACACGAGCAACAACUUUACCCGCACCGUCGCCAACACCCGCUACGCCGAUGCCUUUCCCACGAUAGCAGGAACCACUUCCCCCGCCAUCGCCGCCAUCCCCGCCUUCCUCCGCCAAACCCACUACCAAAACCCCACCAACGGCCUCGCCUCUCCCUUCCAACAAGGCUUCCACACCAAAGACUCCUUUUUCGAAUUCCUCGCUCGAGACCCUAUCCUCAGCGCCCAAUUCAACAACCUCAUGUCGGUUUACCACCAAGGUCGCGCCAGCUGGAUGGAUCCAGGCUUUUACCCCGUCGACCGUCUCCUCACCCCCACCCCCACCGACACCGAUCCCAACAUCCUCCUCGUCGAUGUCGGCGGCGGCAAAGGUCACGACCUGAACGAGUUCCGCACCAAAUGGCCCGCUGCCCGGGGGCGAUUGAUCCUGCAGGACCAGCCGGCUGUACUAGCCGAAGCUACCGGCCUGCACGAGUCGAUCGAACGCAUGCCGCAUGAUUUCUUCACGGAGCAGCCGUGCAAAGGCUCCCGCGCCUACUUCCUCCACUCCGUCCUGCACGACUGGCCCGACGACACAUGUCUCAAGAUCCUAGCCCCAUUACGCGCCGCCAUGACACCCGGCUACAGUCGACUACUCAUCAACGAGAACGUCAUACCAGAUCGGGGAGCGCAUUGGCAAGCCACGGGACUGGACUGGGUCAUGAUGGGGGAUUUUGCGGGAGCGGAGCGCACGGAGGCCCAGUGGCGGGGUUUGCUGAGUAGAGCUGGGUUCCGGAUUUUGAAGAUUUGGGUCGGGGAUGCGUGGUCGGAGAGUUUGAUUGAGUGUGAGGUGGAUGCGUAA
Molecule: messenger RNA, 1284 nt
Organism: Aspergillus ibericus CBS 121593
Lineage: Eukaryota; Fungi; Ascomycota; Eurotiomycetes; Eurotiales; Aspergillaceae
Product: S-adenosyl-L-methionine-dependent methyltransferase
Exons: 5
Coding region: 1-1284 (427 amino acids)
Molecular function (GO): O-methyltransferase activity
Source: RefSeq, a predicted model, not a curated record